Molecule: messenger RNA, 222 nt
Organism: Stylonychia lemnae
Lineage: Eukaryota; Ciliophora; Spirotrichea; Sporadotrichida; Oxytrichidae
Source: the annotation of a GenBank genome assembly
AUGAUAAGGCGAAUGCUAAAGGUGAUUAAAAUGCAAAGUUUGACCAUUACUAAAAAAAUCAAAUUUAGGGCCACAAUUCAAACUCAAGAUAAAACGGUGAUAACGGAGAAUGCUGUACUGCGAGCUGUCUAUGUUGCUUUUCAUGCCUUGAUUUAUGCUGUUAAGAACAAGCGAGACAAGGUAACUGCAUUUGUUGCUGUGAUUGAUGAAAAAUGCUAAUGA